Linum tenue is the source of this 219-nucleotide messenger RNA. NCBI's taxonomy places the organism in Eukaryota, Viridiplantae, Streptophyta, Magnoliopsida, Malpighiales, Linaceae. The record is from the annotation of a GenBank genome assembly.
GACUCUUUCCCCCGCGCCCAAUUCCUCAUCCAAAUUCAAAUUCUCCACUUCCAUUUCCUCUCUCUUUCUCUCUAUCUCCGAGCUCCAAAUCGACCCGCCUCCGCCAAUGGCAGACUCCGACUCCGCUACCGCCCAAUCUCCAUCUCCGCCGCCCGCUCCUCUCGCUCCGAAGAAGGAGAAUCUUACGCCCGUGAGCUCCAAGAUCGCGGAAUUGAACGA